AUUCCCUGCAUCAUUACAAAAAUGGCAAACUCUUCACCAAAGCUGAUCAUCCUCUUCCUCACAACAAUCACCAUCUUCUCCAUCUCACCAAUUUCAAACGCCCUCUCCAAUUGCCUCCUCACUCCCGAUCUCGACCUCCGAACCGAUCCCGACGCGAUCGCAGCAGCUUCGACCGACUACGGAAACCUGGUGAAGCGAAGCCCUCGCGCAGUCCUGUACCCUUCCUCCGAAAACGACGUCGUCGAGCUCGUGAGGCUGUCCAACGAGUGCCCCACCCCGUUCGGCAUUGCGGCCAGAGGCCACGGCCACUCCGUGAGGGGGCAGGCGGCGGCGCACGGCGGCGUGGUGGUGGACAUGGCUUCGCUGGGGAGAGACGGGGGCCGGAUUAGGGUUUCUUGGGAGGAAGGGUUAGGGUAUUAUGCUGACGUGGGCGGAGAGCAGCUGUGGAUCGAUGUGUUGCGGGCCGGGCUGGAGCACGGGCUGGCGCCUGUUUCUUGGACCGAUUAUUUGUACCUCACCGUGGGAGGGACGCUCUCUAAUGCUGGGAUUAGUGGGCAGUCUUCUUUCUAUGGCCCCCAAAUCUCCAAUGUUCUUCAACUCGAUGUUAUCACAGGUAAAGGGGAUCUGGUGAGUUGUUCGGAGGAAAUGAAUUCGGAGCUAUUUUUCGCAGUUCUUGGUGGGCUUGGGCAGUUCGGCAUCAUAACCAGAGCAAGAAUCGUCCUUCACAAAGCACCAACCACAGCGAAAUGGGUGAGAUUGAUUUACGACGACUUCAGCAAGUUUACGAGCGACCAAGAGCAUCUGAUCAUGAAUGGGUUUGGGAAUGGACCUAAUUAUCUGGAAGGUUCGAUUAUCACAGACAAGAGCCCUCCAAACAAUUGGAGAUCCACUUCCUUCUACUCACCUUGUCACCAAACCAAGAUUCAAUCUUUGUUGAAGGCCAACGGAGGCAUACUCUACUCCCUCGAGUUUGUCAAAUACUACACCAAUAUUCAUGAGGAGGAGGUUGAAUUAAUGAUGCUAAAAGAUCUGAGGUUUGUUCCUGGAUUUUCCUUCAAAAAAGAUGUACCCCUCUUUGAUUUCCUCAAUAGGGUUGGAAGCUUGGAAUUGGAAGGAGAUAAUGAAGAAGAAAAAGAAGAAGAAGAAGAAGAAGAAGAAGAAGCAGCUCAUCCAUGGCUCAAUCUCUUCUUGCCAAAGUCCCAAAUCAUGGACUUCCAUGCUGCUGUCAUCCUCAACCUCAUUCACACACAAAACCAGACUUCCGGCCCCAUUCUUUUCUACCCUCUCAAUAGACAAAAAUGGGAUGAUCGGACGUCGGCGGUGGUGCCGGAAGAUGAAGACAUAUUCUACACACUAGGGCUGCUGCACUCAACCAAGUUCAGUGAGUCGCAUGUUUUUGAGAAAGUGAACAAACAGAUUCUGGAAGUUUGUCAAAGGGAGGGAAUAAGAAUCAAGCAGUAUCUACCUCAUUAUGAAUCCAAGGAAGAUUGGGUUCAGCAUUAUGGGUCAAAAUGGAAUACUAUUCAAGAAAGGAAACAAAAGUAUGAUCCUAGAAUGAUUUUGUCUCCUGGCCAAAGAAUCUUUACUCCUGUUAUGGAAUCUGAUUUUUGAGUUAUUAAUUGCCUAUAUAUCUAAGAUUAGUUUAGUUUUCCUACAUGUGAAUUUUGUACUAGUACUUUUUUA
Messenger RNA from Salvia hispanica, 1683 nucleotides. Its product is annotated as cytokinin dehydrogenase 3-like. The record is from RefSeq and is a predicted model, not a curated record. Lineage: Eukaryota; Viridiplantae; Streptophyta; Magnoliopsida; Lamiales; Lamiaceae. Gene Ontology annotation, biological process: cytokinin metabolic process. Gene Ontology annotation, molecular function: FAD binding; cytokinin dehydrogenase activity.